AUGUCCACCUCGCAAACGGAGCUCCAAUACCUCACUCCGCAUGCCGGGAUCGGGGUCCCGAUCUCGGCACCAUCAAAAGCGGCAACCACAACGACCACCCGGGACCAGUACGCCGCAGCGGCAUUCGGUAUCGGGACAAGCAGCGGCGACGAGAAUGGCGAUCCCGCAACCGACCGCGUCCACGACUCCCACAGCGCGAGCCAGGAGUUCUCUUCCCUCCCACCCGUCGACGGCGGCAAGCAGGCCUGGCUCUUCCUGGCCGCCUGCUUCGCCGUCGAGAUGCUCGUCUGGGGCUUCCCCUUCGCCUUUGGCGUCUUUCAAAACUACUACUCCACGAACCCGCCGUUCGCCGGGCAGCCCAACAUCGCCGUCAUCGGUACCUGCGCCAUGGGAAUCAUGUACCUAGGCGGCCCCAUCCAAAUCGCCCUCCUAAGACUCUACCCCCGCCAAUCCCGCUACGCACCCAUCCUCGGCCUCCUGAUAAUGUGCUUCGCGCUCGCAAUGUCCUCCUUCUCCACAACGGUAACCCACCUCAUCGUCACCCAGGGCGUCUUCUACGCCGUCGGCGGCAGCAUCACCUACAUGCCCUGCAUCCUCUACAUCGACCAGUGGUUCGUCCGCCGCAAGGGCUUCGCCUACGGCAUCAUGUGGUCCGGCACAGGCCUCGCCGGCGUCGUCCUCCCCUUGCUGAUGGAGUACCUCCUCGGUAGCGUGGGCUUCCGCACCACCCUCCGCCUGUGGUCCGGCCUGCUCUUCGCCCUCACCGCGCCCCUGGCCUUCUUCAUCAAGCCCCGCCUGCCCGUCGCAUCACACACCACCGCUCCGGCGGCGGCGGCGGCAGCCGCGGGGGCGGACGCCACGCACGCCCGGCCGUUCAGCAACAUGCGCUUUCUCCUCAGCCGCCCUUUCCUCCUCCACCAGGCCGCCAACACCAUUGAGGCCCUCGGCUUCUUCCUCCCGGGCAUCUACCUCCCCUCCUUCGCCCAAUCGACCCUCGGCGCGUCAGCCUACACCUCGGCCCUCACCAUCCUCCUCAUCAACGUCGCCUCCGUCGUCGGCUGCGUGGCAAUGGGCACCCUCGUAGACCGCUGGUCCGCGCCGUCAUGCCUCCUCCUCGCCAGCGGCGGCGCAGCCCUCGGCACCUUUCUCCUCUGGGGCCUCUCUCUGAAUUUGGGCGUGCUCUACCUCUUCUGCGUCGUCUACGGCCUCUUUGCUGGCGCGUACACGUCCGCCUGGCCCGGGAUAAUGAAGACCGUGACGGAACACGAGCGGUCUCGGGGCCGCGGCGUCGAUCCCAUCAUGGUGUUUGGCAUGCUGGCUGCGGGAAGGGGUGUCGGCAACGUCAUUUCGGGCCCGUUGAGCGAGACGCUUGUCAAGGGUGCGCCGUGGCGGGGCGACGCCGGUUUCGGGUACGGGAGCGGGUAUGGGACGUUGAUUGUGUUCACGGGGGUCACUGCUCUCGUAGGGGGUGCUACGUUUGGGUGGAAGAGGUUCGGGUGGAUGUGA
Molecule: messenger RNA, 1506 nt
Organism: Colletotrichum orchidophilum
Lineage: Eukaryota; Fungi; Ascomycota; Sordariomycetes; Glomerellales; Glomerellaceae
Product: major facilitator superfamily transporter
Exons: 2
Coding region: 1-1506 (501 amino acids)
Biological process (GO): transmembrane transport
Cellular component (GO): fungal-type vacuole membrane
Molecular function (GO): transmembrane transporter activity
Source: RefSeq, a predicted model, not a curated record